Molecule: messenger RNA, 669 nt
Organism: Rhagoletis pomonella (apple maggot)
Lineage: Eukaryota; Metazoa; Arthropoda; Insecta; Diptera; Tephritidae
Exons: 3
Coding region: 125-661 (178 amino acids)
Source: RefSeq, a predicted model, not a curated record
AUACCACUGGGUGCAGUGGGUUUUAUCAUUCACUGAACGUACUAUAUCAUAUUUGAUUUUGUAAAGUGCGAGGAAGCUAGUAAAUCUAAUUUUUCGAUUAUAUUUUUCUGAAACCGGAGGCGUAAUGGAUAAUAGUGAAUACGAGAUUCAGCAUUUUAACUUCUCGGUGGAACAGUUUUCACUUGAAAGGCGCCAUUAUUUAAAUAAAAUCCUGUCUCUCACUUUGCAAUCAAUGUUGGAUAAGUUAUCUAUGAACAAUAGCGAAACAAAAGAUCUCUUAUUAAAACAGAAGGAUAUUGUAAAGAGCAAAAUGCUCGAUGCUAUGGAAAAACAUUUGCUACAUAUUGAGGAAAUGGAUCGGAAGAACUUCUCUAUACCAGAAUAUGUUUUGUUAGCUAGUGACUACGGUCAUACUAAGCAAUAUAAUGAAUCGGAUGAGCAGGAGAUUGAUAAAAGAAUAGCUGAAAUGAAGCAACAGUUUUUAGAGAAUUCUAUAAUGGUUGAGUCCCUUAAAGUGGAGAACGAAAAAUAUGUAGAAAUCAGCAAUGAAGUUGAAAAUGAAGAGAGAUUUAUGGCGCAAGUUCAAACAGUUUUACAAAGAAUGGAAAGCCAAUGGAAAAAAGCCCAACAUUUAGUUACAGAAACUAAUAAUUUGGAAUAAUAUAAAAG